Messenger RNA from Suncus etruscus (white-toothed pygmy shrew), 942 nucleotides. RefSeq names its product olfactory receptor 52E5-like. The coding region runs from base 1 to 942 and encodes 313 amino acids. Gene Ontology annotation, molecular function: olfactory receptor activity; G protein-coupled receptor activity. The transcript has a single exon. Gene Ontology annotation, biological process: G protein-coupled receptor signaling pathway. NCBI's taxonomy places the organism in Eukaryota, Metazoa, Chordata, Mammalia, Eulipotyphla, Soricidae. The record is from RefSeq and is a predicted model, not a curated record. Gene Ontology annotation, cellular component: membrane.
AUGCAUUACCACAAUACAACCCAAUUCUAUCCUUAUUCCUUUGUCCUUUUGGGAAUUCCAGGCUUGGAAAAAUUCCAUAUUUGGAUAGGUUUUCCCUUUUGUGCUGUAUAUCUGAUUGCUCUUUUAGGGAAUAUUAUAAUCCUUUUUGUAAUUCAGACUGAACCUAGUCUUCAUCAGCCCAUGUUUUACUUUCUGGCUAUGUUGGCUUUCACUGAUCUAAGUCUCUCUACUGCCACUAUCCCCAAGAUGCUGGGCAUCUUCUGGUUUAAUUUCAGGGAAAUACUUUUUGGUUCUUGUCUUGCACAGAUGUUUAUGAUUCAUCUGUGUACAGGCCUAGAGUCUGGUGUACUAACAAUCAUGGCCAUAGACCGUUAUGUUGCUAUUUGCAAUCCCCUAAGAUACACUAUGAUCCUUACAAAUAAGAUCAUAGCCAUGCUAGGUAUAGCUGUGGUAGUGAGAUCAUUAAUUUUUGUCACCACUUUUGUGUUUCUUAUCUUACGGUUGUCAUUCUGUGGUUCCCGAAUCAUCCCUCAUACCUACUGUGAACACAUGGGUAUUGCCCGACUUUCUUGUACAAGUACCAAAGCCAAUAACUUAUUUGGAAUGGUUGCUAUUUCUGUGGGAUUUCUUGACCUUAUUAUAAUUGGUUUCUCUUACGUGAAGAUACUUCACACGGUCUUUCAUUUGCCAUCUUGGAAUGCCCGAUUGAAAGCUCUCAACACCUGUGGAUCCCAUGUCUGCGUUAUGCUUAUCUUCUAUAUCCCAGCAUUUUUUUCUUUUCUGACCCACCGCUUUGGUCAUAGCAUCCCUGGAUACAUUCAUAUAUUUCUAGCUAAUAUUUACAUGGUUAUUCCACCUGCACUCAACCCUGUUAUCUAUGGUGUCAAGACAAAGCAGAUCAGGGAUCAAGUACUAAGAAUUCUUAACCCUAAAGCUGUCUGA